Molecule: messenger RNA, 896 nt
Organism: Camelus dromedarius (Arabian camel)
Lineage: Eukaryota; Metazoa; Chordata; Mammalia; Artiodactyla; Camelidae
Product: thiol S-methyltransferase TMT1B-like
Exons: 2
Coding region: 50-784 (244 amino acids)
Molecular function (GO): S-adenosylmethionine-dependent methyltransferase activity
Source: RefSeq, a predicted model, not a curated record
GCGCGGAAAGGCCGGCCACCAGGGAAGCGCCGCUCCCAGCCGGGCUGCCAUGGACGCCCUGGUCCGGCUCCUGCAGCUGCUGGUGCUGCUCCUGACCCUGCCCCUGCACAUCAUGGCUCUGCUGGGCUUCUGGGAGCCCCUGUGCAAGAGCUAUUUCCCCUACCUGAUGGCCGUGCUGGCGGCCAAGACCAACCGGAAGAUGGAGGGCAAGAAGCGGGAGCUCUUCAGUCAGAUAAAGGGGCUUGCGGGGGCCUCGGGCAAGGUGGCCCUGCUGGAGCUGGGCUGCGGCACUGGUGCCAACUUCCAGUUCUACCCAUCUGGCUGCAGGAUCACCUGCCUGGACCCGAACCCCAACUUUGAGAAGUUCCUGACAAAAAGUAUGGACGAGAAUAGACAUCUCGAGUAUGAACGGUUUGUGGUGGCUUUCAGGAAGGACAUGAAGCAGCUGGCCGAUGGCUCCACGGAUGUGGUGGUCUGCACCUUGGUGCUCUGCUCAGUGCAGAGCCCAAGGAAGGUCCUGCAGGAGGUCCACAGAGUGCUGAGGCCGGGAGGAUUGUUCUUUUUCUGGGAGCAUGUGGUUGAGCCGCGUGGGAGCUGGGCCUUCCUGUGGCAGCAAGUUGCAGAGCCCACCUGGAAACACAUCGGGGAUGGCUGCCGCCUCACCAGAGAGACCUGGAAGGAUCUGGAAAGUGCCCAGUUCUCCGAACUCCAAAUGGAACGCCAGCCCCCUCCCUUAAAGUGGUUGCCUGUUGGGCCCCACAUCAUGGGGAAGGCCGUGAAGUAAGCCUUCCCCAAAUCCUGCCUGCGGUCGGAAUGAUCCCACCCAUCUGCUGAGUCUGCCUUCUCCUGAGAGGAUCUGGGCAGAGAGAAGCCAUCCCCCCACCACCCCUCCCCCA